UCUGGAAGCUGAUCUCAUCCGUCUGCUGCUGGACCGAACAUUUCUUCAAACAUUUAGUGUUUCUGUCUCUCUGCUCGGAGCCUGAAGCCGUCUCAACAUUAGAGUCAACAACUUCAGACACAAACUCUUGGAGCCACGUCAAACCACCUCACACACAAGUAUCUUCUGCUCCUGAGGAUCAUUGGAAGGAAAGAGGAAGUGCCUUGCUCAAAGGCACCUCGACAGCAGCUGCUGACAAAGAGGAAAGCGGCUUCGUCAAGAUUUUCUCGGGCAAACUGCGAUCUUAAAUCAGGUGAAGCCUGUACCUGCAGCGUGACUGCGAAGACAUACAAGACAUUUAAAAGAAGUCUGUGCUGAGCUGUAACCGGUCAUGGCAGACUGGAGCCUGCUGGGAAACUUCCUGGAGGAAGUACAGGAGCACUCUACCUCAGUUGGCAAGGUGUGGCUGACCGUCCUGUUUAUCUUCCGUAUCCUGGUGCUCGGGACUGCUGCUGAGUCGUCGUGGGGAGACGAACAGGAAGAUUUCAACUGCGACACCGAACAGCCGGGCUGCGAGAACGUUUGUUAUGACCGAGCUUUCCCUAUAGCUCAUAUACGAUACUGGGUGCUCCAGAUCGUGUUUGUGUCCACUCCCAGUCUGAUCUACAUGGGCCACGCCAUGCACACUGUUCGCACAGAGGAGAAGAGGAGGAGCAGAGAGGAGGAGGAGGAGGGAGAGGGGGGAGGGAGAGAAGAGGACACAGGGGGAGGUGGAGGAGGAGGAGGAAGAGGAGAGAAACAGGGGAGGAAAGAAGAGGAGGACAGAGGUCAGUCAGCGGGACGAGUCCGUCUGAGGGGAGCGCUGCUGCAGACCUACAUCCUGAGUAUACUCAUACGCAGCAUCAUGGAGGUGGUGUUUCUGGUACUCCAGUACUUCAUGUAUGGAGUCUUCCUCCAUCCUCUGUAUGUCUGUCAGGCCUUGCCGUGUCCACAUAUGGUGAACUGUUACGUCUCCAGGCCGACAGAGAAAAACGUCUUCAUAGUGUUCAUGAUGACGGUGUCGGCCGUCUCUCUGGCUCUCAGCGUGCUCGAGCUGCACCACCUGGCCUGGAGACACUGCUGCCGGCGCUACUACUUGACACGAAGGAAGGCCGCCGCUCAAGCUAAAGCCUCGCUGUCCCAGCAGCACUCUCUGACACCUCCACCGCCCCCGACCCCACCUCCAGACUUCAGCCAGUGUGUGAUUGGCUCCUCGCACUUCCUGCCCCUCCCUUUCCCAAACCACCGACUGGCUAACCAACAAAACUCCGAGAACAUGGCAACUGAGAAGCACAAAAUGGCCGCCGCAGAGGAGGUAACCCUCCUCCAGAUGAGCUGCUACUCGCCCGGAUGGCAGAAGACUAGUAACGAUCAGAUCCAAGAUGGCGGAUACCUGAGGACCGACACUAACUCCUACAGCCCUGGGAGCAGGGAGAUCAGCUGCCCGCAGGUCCAGAGUGGCGGCCCAGGCGGGCUGUUGCUUUGCCCGAACGGAGGGCUCUGCCAGAAGGACAAACGAAGGUUCAGCAGAAUCAGCGGGACGAGCAGCCGAACGAGAGCAGACGACCUCUCGGUUUAGAAAGAAAGCAGGAAAUUCAACUUCUCACACACCUGCGGAACAAACUGAGACAUAUUUUCCCCCUUUAUGCAGGAAACUAAUAAACAAAGUUUCUGACCUGAGACAGCUGGAGGAGUCGGUGCCCACACAUGUAACAAACACCAGUGAGAGUCCACUCUGCGACUUGAUAAGGACUCUCCCCAAACACGUGCGUUUAUGCUAAAGCGGACUGUUUAAUGCGCUUCAACAGAUGCAUAAUGUCUCACACUUGUCCAGGCAGCGACUGUUUGUGAGCAAGUGUUUUAAAAAGGAAGGUUUUAGCAAAAACAGCACGUGUUUGGGAAGUGGUGAGCAUACGAUCAGAUAAAUGACUCGGAUUAUUCUGCACGAGUUGUGUGAGAUCUUGUAAACGGAGAUUUUGAUGUUUUGGCCCCAAUUUACCUCAAUUCAUCCCUGUUUCAGAUUUUUCUUCCAGCGUGGAGGCACGAGAGAAAAGCAAAGUUUUUUUCCACAAAUUCACGGCAACACGUGGUGAGGUAUUGAUAUGCAAAUGGUCAUUUUGGCGGUGAAAUAUUCCCUUUAGCAUCAUCUAAAUGCGGACGAUCCUUAAGAGCUUAAAACCGCAAGCUGAUACAAGUCUGAGAUAGAGAUGGAAACUGCUCUGAUCACACUGCACUCGGGUCAUUUGUUCUCUCUGAUAGUAAACCUGUUGGUUACAUUUUGAAAAGAUGAUUUUUCUGCAGUUGCAGGAACAGAUUCCUGCAGAAACCUUUAUACUAAAUCAGCAGCUGUUAUCUCUGGUGAUGGAAGCUGUGAAGGAAAGUCACUCUGGACUGGAAGUUUCUGCAACUUAAAGCAAAUGUUCUCUCCACAGGACGCUUCAUGACAAAUGUUCCUUCUGAAGGUUGACAAACCUUUAAAUCAGACGGCUAUUUUAGUGCUCAAAUUCAGAAUUUGCCCAUGAAAAAGCCACCUGAUUAAAGGCUUUUUAACUUCUUGUCAGAAGCAAGGUGAAGUUGCUUUGGACCUUUCUUCUCUUUUGAACUUUUGUGACCCCUAAGAGCAUCUUCAUUACACUCGUUUAAACUUCUGAGCAUACUGGACCUUUUCUUGUUUGAAAGCUGAUAGGAGAACUAGUUGUGUCUCUGCAGCUUGUACCAGAGACUGCACAGCGCUGUUUCAUAGUGGUCUAACCGAUGUUGUUGUUUAGGGGCUGUUCUCUACACCGGACUGACUAACAGCCCUUCAAUGAACCCAGGAAACUAACAACCGAGCCUCACAUCAGUGAAACACUGGAGGCCGUUGGGAACGUUUUGACCCCUCGAGCAGCCAAAGUUUUACCUGGUGACUGAGCCUAACGUCAUUCUCAGUAAAGGAACAGGAACUUAGUAUUUCUGUUCGACUGUUAUUAGUUUGUCAGAGUAUCCAAGAGCCGCACGUGUUUCACUGGAUGCAGAUGUUGGUUGAAGCGCUUCCUCUGUGGAUAUAAAUAUGAAGCACACAAUGCUAACUGCAUCAUUAUACUCACACUUUUUAAAAGGUUCAUAUUUGAAUGGUGUUUUUAGGAUGAGUUGCACUGUGUGGGGGUCACAGCUGAACUCAAACACUCUUUACAAUCUCAAACGUGGGUUGUUGUUUUUUAUUUGCAAAUUGUACUGUAAAGAUUGACACUUUUUUUCAAAUAUUGAUGUGAUUACUAAUAUCAAUGAUGUAGUUUUAUAUUUAUUAUUCUCUUCAAUAAUGUGAAUGGUGUAUGUUUAUAAAACUUUGCAGAUAAAACUUUGAAAGAACAGUUUUAAGUCUAUUCUGUCUCUAAAAUGCUUAUAAUAGUAAAAAAUACAGUUUUGUCUAUAAGAUGGAAAUGAUAAGAGGAAUAUCAUGUUCUUUUUAAUUUAUGCAGCAAUUAACUGUGACUCUGGAGGUCAACUGGAGGUCAACUGGAGGUCGUCUGGAAACCUGCUGCUAAUUAGUAUUUAACCUAACAUGACUCAGUUGUGCAGCUGCGGAUAAAUUACUGCUGUCAUUGCUUGAAUAGUUCUUACUCUUAGACUUAUUAAUCACUGAUUGAGCAGUUUAACAUUAAUGAUGUCUCUGUUGUAAUCAAGUGUCCCAGUAAACCUCCACAGUGUGUAACCCUAACCCUAACCCUAACCCUAACCCUAACCCUGAAACUGAAGCAGCUAAACGGAAACCUGUGCUUUUUCUGCUGUAAAAUGUGAAAAUGUUUUCCAUGAAAAAAUGUCAGAUUUCACACGACUGCUGUCAAAAAGAUCUGUUAACAACUAAAUUGUUUUAUUAUUAA
Cottoperca gobio is the source of this 3878-nucleotide messenger RNA. RefSeq names its product gap junction alpha-5 protein-like. NCBI's taxonomy places the organism in Eukaryota, Metazoa, Chordata, Actinopteri, Perciformes, Bovichtidae. Gene Ontology annotation, cellular component: connexin complex. The coding region runs from base 371 to 1597 and encodes 408 amino acids. The record is from RefSeq and is a predicted model, not a curated record. Gene Ontology annotation, molecular function: gap junction channel activity involved in atrial cardiac muscle cell-AV node cell electrical coupling. Gene Ontology annotation, biological process: atrial cardiac muscle cell to AV node cell communication by electrical coupling; cell-cell signaling; heart development. The transcript is spliced from 7 exons.